Impatiens glandulifera is the source of this 1464-nucleotide messenger RNA. RefSeq lists its product as uncharacterized. The coding region runs from base 1 to 1464 and encodes 487 amino acids. The transcript has a single exon. The record is from RefSeq and is a predicted model, not a curated record. Lineage: Eukaryota; Viridiplantae; Streptophyta; Magnoliopsida; Ericales; Balsaminaceae. Gene Ontology annotation, biological process: positive regulation of growth.
AUGGUUGUCUUCAACAAUGCAAUUGAUCGGCUCUCAAAAGCCACCAAUCUCUUACCCAACACCCAGAAAUUAAGACAACGUGUUUACUCAUCAUCUCCUCAUCUCGGUAUCCUUUCAUUCGAGACAGCCAAGACUAUGUCAAGAUUAAUCUCUCUUUACAGAUCAUUAUCCGAUAAUGAAAUGUCUAAACUUAAGGAUUGUAUGAAUACAGAAGGUGUAUCCUUUUUGAAUUCCAAAGAUCCUUCAUUUCUCCUUAGUCUUGCUUGCUCUGAACGCCUUGAAGAUCUUGAGAACGCUGCGUCUACGGUUGCACGAUUGGGUCUUAAGUGUGUUGAUUUUGGGCUUAAUCGAUUUGAUAUUGUUUUUAAUGAACUUAAAUUGGGUAUAAUCGAUUUGGGUAAAUUGGAUUAUGGGUCUAAACAGAUUGAGAAAAAGGUAAUGAAAAUGGAGAGGUUGGUAAUGGCUACAUCGAAUUUGUAUUCGUCUUUAGAAGGGUUAGCGGAGAUGGAGAUUUCUGAAAAGAGGAUGAAGUUUUGGAAGCAGAAGAAUGGAGAGCAGAAUCGGACAAAUAUUGAUCUUUUUAAUCAAAAGAUUGCGUUACAAAGGAAAGAUGUGCGGCGUUUUCGGUCUAGUUCUCUUUGGCGUCAAUCGUUUGAUCGGAGUGUUGGAUUAAUGGCGAGAACGAUUUGCAUUAUCUAUGCAAGAAUUUGCUUUGUUUUCGGCCCGUAUAACUCGUCUCUCCCUCGUGUAACGUUGAAAAACAUCCGGUCGCCGGAACAAAGAGAGAAUCUUAGGAAUCAACAGGAAUACUGUCUUCUCGAGCCACGUCGGGUUAACAUCACUAAAUCAGGGCCGAUUCCGAUGUCUGCAAAGCCAAAUUUGGUCAGAUUCCAUAGUCAAAAGUCGAUCUUUAGCUCGCCGGAAAACAACAGAGUAUUCCAUGUUGCAGACCCAUCAACGGUUGGGGGUUCUGGAUUAGCUAUACGUUACGCGAACGUGAUAGUUACGGCGGAAAGAUAUUUGGAAAUGGAUUGUUCUAUUGGGAAAGAUGAGAGACAAUCGUUGUAUGAAAUGUUACCGGAAAACUUGAAGUUAGUAAUUCGGAAAAAAUUGAGCAAAAUUGUGAAGACAUCAGGAGGAUUAGCGGCGGAGAACGGUGGUGAUGAGAAUAUGGCGAAGGGAUGGCGGGAUGCUGUGAAUGAGAUAUUGAAAUGGUUGGAACCAGUGGCAACGGAUACCCUUAAAUGGCAAUCGGAGAGAAGCUUUGAAAAGAUGAAAUUUGAAUUCAAACCAUCGGUUUUGUUACUCCAGACAUUGCAUUUCUCUGAUAAGGUCAAAACGGAGGCAGCCAUAGCCGAGGUUCUUGUCGGUUUAAGCUGUGUUUGUUGGUAUGAGGAUCGAAGAUGUGAUGGGGAAGAUCAAGAUUCAGUUGCAGAAAUCAGUCGUAUUUCACUUGACAGAUAA